Molecule: messenger RNA, 2779 nt
Organism: Oncorhynchus mykiss (rainbow trout)
Lineage: Eukaryota; Metazoa; Chordata; Actinopteri; Salmoniformes; Salmonidae
Product: G protein subunit alpha i2b
Biological process (GO): gamma-aminobutyric acid signaling pathway; adenylate cyclase-inhibiting G protein-coupled receptor signaling pathway; G protein-coupled adenosine receptor signaling pathway
Cellular component (GO): cytoplasm; heterotrimeric G-protein complex
Molecular function (GO): G-protein beta/gamma-subunit complex binding; GTPase activity; G protein-coupled receptor binding
Source: RefSeq, a predicted model, not a curated record
ACUAGGCUAUUGCCUCCCUUUACUGCAGAAAACGUACCAACAGUGGUCAAUCAACCAUUUGUUAAAUCUACGACACACAAUGUUGAUAUAUUAUAUCAACUGAGCACAGAAAGGGUGUCAACAAAUCCCCGUAGAAGGCAAGCAGCAGGUUGGCAGCUGAAGUGCGCCAGUUUGUCUGGAUUUCCAAUGGAUAUGUUCACUUGACUGCGCGGUUGAGUCUGGGAGCGCAGUCGCUCGCUAGGAACACAUCCAUGUGAUUGAAUUCCACCUACCUUCACUUGGUCGAAAGAAACGAACGAACGAGGAAUACGAUUGACUAGCUUAUAUCGGUGCGACUGUCAGAAUUGAUUACCAAUGGUCAAUACUACAGAACCAAUUCGUAUACGCCACCUGAGAAUUGACUGCAACUUUCAGUGUUAUUCCUUGAAGUAGCAUCUCCAAGAAGAUUGCUCUGCGACCAAAAGGAUAUAGCUAGCAGUCAAGACGAAAUCCUUCAAGAAUCCUUGCGCCGGCCGUCAGUGCGCGCGUGCUUUUGGAAACAUGGGUUGUACAUUAAGUGCAGAAGAUAAAGCGGCCGCGGAGAGAUCAAAGAUGAUUGAUAAAAAUCUCCGCGAGGAUGGAGAGAAGGCGGCAAGGGAGGUGAAACUGCUCUUACUAGGUGCCGGGGAGUCUGGGAAAAGCACCAUCGUCAAGCAGAUGAAGAUCAUCCAUGAGGAUGGCUACUCAGAAGACGAGUGUAAGCAGUACAGAGCUGUGGUCUACAGCAACACCAUCCAGUCCAUCAUGGCUAUUAUCAAGGCCAUGGGCAACCUCAAGAUUGACUACACAGAGGCCUCCAGAGAGGACGAUGCCCGCCAGCUCUUUGCCCUGUCGGCUGCUGCUGAGGCGCAGGGCAUCCUGCCCGACGACCUGUCCAAAGUGAUCCGCCGCCUGUGGGCCGACAGUGGGGUGCAAGGCUGCUUCACGCGCUCCCGGGAGUACCAGCUCAACGACUCAGCCGCAUACUACCUGAACGAAAUGGAGAGGAUAGCCAAAUCAGACUACAUCCCCACACAGCAGGACGUGCUGCGGACCAGAGUGAAGACCACCGGCAUCGUGGAGACACACUUCACCUUCAAGGACCUGCACUUCAAGAUGUUUGACGUGGGCGGCCAGCGCUCAGAGAGGAAGAAAUGGAUCCACUGCUUUGAAGGAGUCACAGCCAUCAUCUUCUGUGUGGCGCUGAGUGCUUAUGACCUGGUGCUGGCUGAGGAUGAGGAGAUGAACCGGAUGCAUGAGAGCAUGAAGCUGUUUGACUCCAUCUGCAACAACAAGUGGUUCACAGAGACCUCCAUCAUCCUCUUCCUCAACAAGAAGGAUCUGUUUGAGGAGAAGAUUACACGCAGCCCCCUGGCUAUCUGCUACCCCGAGUACACAGGAGCCAACAAAUAUGAUGAGGCAGCCAGUUACAUCCAGACCAAGUUUGAGGACUUGAACAAGAAGAAGGACACCAAGGAGAUCUAUACCCACUUCACCUGUGCCACCGACACCAAGAACGUCCAGUUUGUCUUUGACGCCGUCACCGACGUCAUCAUUAAGAACAACCUGAAGGACUGUGGUCUCUUUUAGAGGCAGGGCCAGAGGAGGCGGGCCAGAGGAGGAGUUAAGGGGUACAGCCCAGAGAGCCUGCUGCCUGGAGGAAAGAGAGAGAGAGUGGGCAGACACACCUCCAUCACAGACACACUGUACUGGCACUUUUCUACAUGGAAACAAACAUAACAGACUGAGAUGUUGGGGGAAAAAGCCUUGCAGAAUUAUUCCAACAAUCACUGAUUCUCAACCGUCAUGUCCUCCUCUCCCGGUUGUGUUUUUGUUUAUUUUCUUUGUAUGUUAGAUAUUUCAUUUGAUAGGUGUCUCUUUUAUUAGUGAUAUCUGGCAAGUCUAAAUUUGAUCUCAGAUGUAUAAUUUUUCGCUUGUAUCUUUAUUGUUUAUAACUACUAUCAGAGGUUAGAAAUGCAUUCACUUUACUUUAACAGAUGUCUGCAUUUUAUGAAACUUUAAAUUGCAUUAAGCUUAUUUUUCUACAGGGAAACAAGCAUGGAGAGAAAACAAAUUGUGAGGAAUUUUUUGGGGGAUAUUGUUUACAUAAUGCCAACAAGGUUUGGGAUCAAUUUCAUUUAAAUUCCAUUCAAUUCAGAAUGGAAACCAAAUUCCAAUUUCUAAUUUUCUUCAUUGAAAACCAGUGAAGAGAAUUGGAAUUUCAAUGUACUUCCUGAAUUGACUGGAAUUUAAAUAAAAUUGACCCCAACCGUGAUGCCAACAUUCUUCGCUGUAUAAUAUUGCUUAUUGUUCUGCAUGACUGUCCAUAGAUGAUCAUAGCUGUAUUUCUGUAAUUCUCACAAACAAUGUAACAUUCCUUUAGAAAAUAAUAACAAAAAGUUAAGAAAAAAGUAUCAAUUUUGAAGAUAAAAGAUUUUUAAACAAUAUUUAAUAUACAUGUGCUUUCCUAACAUUAUUUGUUUUUCUUUCUGUUUUUUCUGUUUCAACCCAUGUCUUUUGCAGUAUGUUUGUGCCUUGAUAUCUGUUACUUGUAGAGACUUGCUUUCUCCAUAGUGUGAAUUAGGGCUAUUUCUACUCCCAUACUAUUCCCAUGACUGAUCAAGUGGUAAAAUAUAGAUCACAAUAAUGGCACAGAAAUUAACAAUGAUAGUCUUUUGGUAAAUAUUAAAAUGGUUUAAAUGUCCUACUAUUGUUUAAUUUAAAUAAAGUUUUAAUUUAAUUAAAGUCAGUUUCCAUCCUC